Messenger RNA from Anopheles merus, 4411 nucleotides. RefSeq lists its product as uncharacterized. Gene Ontology annotation, molecular function: chitinase activity; signaling receptor binding; chitin binding. Gene Ontology annotation, cellular component: extracellular region. Bases 992 to 4321 code for a protein of 1109 amino acids. Lineage: Eukaryota; Metazoa; Arthropoda; Insecta; Diptera; Culicidae. The record is from RefSeq and is a predicted model, not a curated record. Gene Ontology annotation, biological process: carbohydrate metabolic process; chitin catabolic process. The transcript has 6 exons.
UAAGUUGCGAUGUAAUCUUUUAGAAAUAUUUGUACACAUUCCUGUAUGAUUAAUUUGUCGUAUGCCCUUUAUAUGGUCCAGUCUCGCCCAGUGACACGCUGUCUGCUCGUGCUUAGUAUUCGUUCUUUCUUUGCCGCCGGGUAUAAUUUACUCGAUUCAUUGAACUUCAAAGCUUCCAAAUAUGCAUACGUCUUCACUUCGGUUAAUUACACCCAAAACUUUGCUAAAACAAACCGAUGACUCAAAGCACGUGUUGUUUAAUUAUUCCGGUUAUUCACGGUUUAAAGCAAACACGUCCGAUACGGGAGAAUUUGUAUUGCCUUUCUCUUCCUCCCCCCGUUCCUCCGCUUUAGGAUGCAAUUUUCAAAAUUUCCACUAUCAUAUUUGUUCGCCCUUCCGCGCAAACACACCCUGCCAAAUAAAUACGAGUGCACCUUUCCGUAUCACUGAUCGCGACCGGCGCGACAUUUGUUGACAGAACUGCCCGAACUGAAACAGUGCCCUCGACUACCUUGUUACACAUACCCAUCACCCCCUUUUACCCUCCGUUGGGCUUCCGUGUGCAGUGUACGUACGCAUGAACUGGCUCUAUAAAUGGUCCUGAUAAGCUAGAAAAGGCAGGGGGUGGUGGAUCUCUGACCGGUAGAGGCAAUCCCCCGCUGCCUCUCUCUUUCUCUCUUUCCCUUCAAAUGCCAUAAAAACACACUAACCCGCGACACAGACGGAGGAUGCGGUCCGAAUACGUUGAUCCAUGCGCAAACAUGUUGUUUGCCUCCUUUGCUCAAGGCGCCCAACACACCAACACACAGCAGCAGCAGCCGUGUGGUGCGUGAUCACGGCCAACCCCAACACGGCGCGAUCGGAUUGUCCGGUGGCAGUACGUGUUUGGCACCGUUUGCGAGCAGAUCGUUGCGCAGCAUUUGCGCGAAACGUUCCUUGCGUGUGAAUUUCGUGGCGUAGAAGGCAAAGUGUGUUUGUGUGUGGCACAACCAUGUUUGAAGUGAUAUUUUUGGAAAGAAUGGAAAUUGAGCAUCUGUUGCGAUACCUGGACACGGACAGGGAAGGCAAAAACGGGGAGGAACGAACGUCACAGUUGCAUCGAAUCCGAUCGCGACACAUAAUUCGAUCCCGGGUACGCUACUGGCUGAACGAUAUCGUCGAUGAAAUGCGAAAGAAAAGCCCGGCCUCGGUACAGAAAUGGGUCGAUUCGAUACAGAUACCGUCCGGUACCGGUGCGGGAGAGCAAUCGGUCGGCUCUGAUGCACAGAUCACCACAGGACAGGACAAUGAUCCGUCGGCGUACGUGUCCAACUACACCCGGUCGGAUCAGCUAGCGGCGGGAACGGCGCCACAAACAGAAGGACACGAUCGGCCUGACCGCGGCUGGACGGGUGCCACCGAAACCGGUGAACCGCUCGAAACGGACAGCGAAGAAGAGCGGCAAGUAUUCGCGUACGAUCAUCAGCAGCAGCACAGCGACCAACCGGAACGCGUACUUAUCGAUAGCGACCUGAACAAGCACAGCAGUACAAGCAGCACCACUAACCAUGGCCUUCCUUCGGAGCCACCGAUCAGUUCUCUUGCCACCAGCACACCGAAAGCGAUUAAGCCGGACGAGGGUGCGAAACAGAUGCCAGUAAGCGAAGGAGCAGCACCGUCCGGGCUGUCGAUUCGGAACUUUUUGUCGAAAAAAUCGCUGCUCGGAAAGUUCAAUCGAUCCGGAUCGAAUCUCGAGCAGAGUCCGCCGACGACCACGACAGCAGGGGAAAGUGUGGCUGAUAUGGGCAAUCCGGAACACGUCGAGCAUGGUCGGCACGGUACGGAGAAGGGAGAAGUCACGGCCGCGCCUUCACCCUUCGUGGUGGGAAAGAGCAAAAUAAACGAGUUCUAUGACAAGCUGAACAUGAACAAAGCCAAGUACGGUUUGAUGAAGGCGAAAAAUCUGGACAUUCGCAACAUGCUGAGCGGCGGGAGUCGGGAAAGCGCCGACCCUCGAAAGGCACACGAGGCACAGCCCGUCCAGUCGGGUGCGGAUGAACCAACCCCCGUUGAGAGUGGCUUCGAGGGUGAGCUGGAACCGCCGGCGAGUGAAUCGGAGCACGAGCGAUCUGUAUCGCCGCAGCAUCACGAACCGCUAGAGGUCAGCGUCGUCGAUGUGGAUCCGACCGAUCCGUACGAGUUUUCCUUCGACGAAUCGUUCCCCAAGUCGGACGAGCUCAUCCCGGGCAUGAUCAGCGAGGAGGACGAGGAGGAGAAGGAAAACAUACUCGACGGUGCGUCCGUCCUGCCGGGCUACGGGUACGAUGCGUACCUGAACCCGCCGAAACCGAAGACGCACCGCAUGGGCAUUGGGCGGAUCGGGCGCAGCUCGAGUGAAAAUCCACGCGCCACUGCCCGGCGCUACAAUCUGAUGGAGAUUGGGCGCAGCUUCAGCGAGAUGAACGACGAUGACGAUUCGUUCGCGAUCAGCGAGUGCAACAACAGCUGCCCGAAUCCGUCCUCGCUCAACACGAGCUCAAGCAUUAACGAGCAUGGAAGCGUCAGCAAUCUCACCCGCUCCGUGCCGGUCAGUCCGAUACCGCGCACGUCGAGCAAGCUCAGCAUUCAGCAGGACCACCCGUCGCAACACCAGCUCCACCAGCAGCAGCAGCAACCGCUGCACCAGCAGCAAUCGUCCCCGAGACGGCGCAGCACGAUGCUGGUGAAGGACAGCUCGCUGCAGUCCGACUCGAGCCGAUGCUCCAGCGUGGAGAGUUUGCUGAACGCGCGCAAACCGGACCCGGAGAAGAUACUGGUCAAUCUGGGCUUUGGGCCCGCACCGCACAGUACGGACGUGUUGGCGAAAAUACCCAAACGGUUUUUAAAACCCUCCCAAGUGCGUGGCGUCGAUACGGAAGCGUUCCUGCGCCAGCAGCAGCUGUCGAUGCACAUCCACGAGAACAGCGUGCUCGGAUAUCGGGGGCUUGUAGUGACGGACCACGAUCGGGUGGUGACGUGCUACAUCUCCACCUGGGCCGUUUACCGUACCGGCAGCGCGUCCUACCCCCUCGACGCCUUCGACCCCACCCUCUGUACGCAUGCCAUCUACGCGUUUGCCGGACUGGAUGAGGAGAAGAAUACCAUCAAAUCGCUGGAUGCCUGGCAGGACCUGAAAGACAACUACGGCAAGGGUGGGUACGAGAAGCUGACCGGGAUGCGGGCCGCACAUCCCCAUCUGAAGGUGCUGCUCGCCAUCGGUGGCUGGAACGAGGGCUCGGAGAAGUACUCCAACCUGGCGGCGAACCCGGAACGGCGCCAAGCGUUCGUGAAGAAUGCACUCGACUUUGUCAAACAGUACGGGUUCGAUGGGCUUGACUUGGACUGGGAGUAUCCGACGCAGCGCGGCGGCAAACCGGCCGAUCGGGAAAACUUUGUCGCGCUCGUGCGCGAACUGAGCCAGCUGUUCCGCAAGCACAACCUACUGCUAACGUCCGCGUUCGGUGCGGGCAAGGACACGAUCGAUUCGGCGUACGACGUGAAGGCGCUCUCCAAAUACCUGGACUUUCUGCACAUCAUGUGCUAUGACUACAAGGGCAGCUGGGACGGACGGAUCGGGCCGAACGCACCACUAACUAGCCGCGACUUCCUGAACGUGGAGUACUCGAUCGAGCAUCUGCUCGAGCUGGGCGCACCGGCCAGCAAGCUCGUGCUGGGGCUCCCGUUCUACGGCCGCACCUUCGUCAGCCCGAUGGCGAAGGCUCGGUUGGGCGACACGUCCGACAAGGUCGGGUUUGCGGGGCCCUCCACCAAAGAGAACGGGUUCAUGGGCUACAACGAGGUGUGCGAGGAGCUGAAGCGCAACCCGGACGACUGGACGCUCGAGUGGGACGCGGCCGCCUCCGAGAUGGUGGCGAUCAAAUCGAACGGCACUGCCUCGCAGGUGGUCGUGUACGAUAGUACGCGCUCGAUCGCGAACAAGGUGCGAUUUGCGGUGCGGCAAAAGCUGGCCGGCCUGAUGGUGUGGUCGGUCGAUACGGACGACUUCAAUGGGCUGUGCGCACCGGAAGCAGACACGUACAAAGACUUUGGCGGAGCGGGGCUGACGAUACCGCCGCCUGUUAGUGGCAAGUACCCGCUGCUGAAGACGAUCAGCAACGCCGUGCUGGUGGCGACCGACGAGCAGACGCAGGAGAACGUCAUCCCGAACGGGCCGGAAGAGGUGCCGUCGGCCGGCGGUACGUCGACUGGACCGUCGGGAGCCGCAUCGGUUGCCGGGGCUAGUUGGCUGCUGUCGGUGGUACUCCUCGUUGUCACCGUGACCGUCACUGUGCGAACGCUGUAAAGUAGUGCGUAAUCAAAAUUCUGUAAGUUUACCUGUGUUAAUUAAACUCCCAAUCGAAAUGUUGCCAAAACAUUAUUUCGCCUUACCAAG